Zingiber officinale is the source of this 1346-nucleotide messenger RNA. RefSeq names its product short-chain dehydrogenase TIC 32 B, chloroplastic-like. The record is from RefSeq and is a predicted model, not a curated record. The transcript is spliced from 8 exons. The coding region runs from base 163 to 1125 and encodes 320 amino acids. Lineage: Eukaryota; Viridiplantae; Streptophyta; Magnoliopsida; Zingiberales; Zingiberaceae.
AGAAAGGCCCAAGGUCAAAAUCAAGCGCCACGCACGAUGCCGAUAACCGCAUAGAAAACCAACCGACCCUACGGGUACAACACCGACGAACUGAGGGAGAGGGAGAAGGCUAAGGAGCGUCGUUUCAUUGCAUUUCUCUCUUUUUCUCUCUUCAUUAUAUCCAUGGCAUCGUACCUCUGGGAAGCCACCGGCAUCGCCGGCCCUAGCGGCUUCGGAUCCGCCUCCACCGCCGAGCAGGUCACCCAAGGCAUCGACGCCUCCCAUCUCACCGUCAUCAUCACUGGGGGCAGUAGCGGGAUUGGAGCAGAGGCUGCGAGGGUGAUGGCCCUUAGAGGAGCCCAUGUCAUCAUCGGUGCUAGGAACACUGAAGCUGCUAAUAGCGUCAAACAGAGUAUUCUAGAGAACACUCCAUCUGCCAGAAUUGAUGUCAUACCCAUCGAACUUAGCUCACUUAAAUCUGUCCGAGCAUUUGCUGAAAAAUUCCUUGAAAAAGACUUGCCUCUCAACAUCUUAAUAAACAAUGCCGGUAUCAUGUACUGUCCUUUUCAAGUCUCAGAGGAUGGAAUAGAGAUGCAGUUUGCUACAAAUCAUCUUGGUCACUUUUUGCUGACAAAACUUCUACUUGAGAAAAUGAAAAGCACAGCAGCAAGAACAGGAAUUGAGGGUCGUAUUGUGAAUCUAUCAUCAGAAGCUCACAUGACAACAUAUGGAGGAGGAAUCCGGUUCGACAAAAUCAACGACAAAGAUUCAUACAAUGACAAAUUGGCAUAUGGACAGUCCAAAUUGGCCAACAUAUUGCAUGCCAAUGAGCUCGCUAGGCGCUUAAAGGAAGAAGGCGCAAAUGUCACUGCAAAUUCACUUCAUCCUGGUCUGAUCAAGACAAACUUAGGGAGACACUCUGCUUUUUUUGUCACUGCGUUGAGAAUUGCAACUUACGUCUUGUGGAAGAGCAUUCCUCAGGGUGCAGCAACUUCAUGCUAUGUAGCAUUGCAUCCAGACGUGAAGGGAGUCAGUGGGAAGUAUUUCGCUGAUUGCAACGUAUCUAAGACGACUGCUAACGGUAUUGACGAACUACUAGCAACAAAGCUUUGGGACUUCAGCGAGGAACUAGUUAAAUCAGGUUAGAAUAUGUGAAUCUUGUUUAUCUUUGUUGUUUCGUGUAAAAUUUCUCCCUGACAAGCUUUGAUGGACUCGGUUGUUUGUUGAUGCUGGGGAAUAAUCUACUGUGACCCUUAAAUCUGUAUUAUGUUCUUUACUAAUAAACUGCGACUAAUAUGUAAAUUAUACCGUCUUGUAAUAGUAUAUAUAUAAACUAGCCAAGUUUUAAAGUAUGCUAUUGAAACUAA